UCAGAUAAAUAAUCCAUUUUCUUCACAUGUAACUACAACCGUCAUUGAAAAUCCUCACACACUGCAACAUGUGUAGACCUGUCAAUCAUCCCUCACACUCACAUAUCAACGCUGAUGAAGUCAUAGACACAUUCACUAUCACCAGCUUUGACAUUGAAGAACUCGAUCCAGUUACUAUCAGAGGAAACACUAUGUUGAUUGGGAAGACGAAGAAAACCAAACACAGAACCAAUAAGUUGAAGUUGGAGAAUAUUCUAGAGGAAACAGAGUUAUAUGUUGAUAAUAGUAAUGAAGAUAUUCAUCUGGAAGAGCUUGAAGAAGCGUGUAUUCACUUGGAGAUGGAUUUGGAAGUAUUGAGGAAGUCCAUUGAUGUAGGAGUUUGUGUACUCUGUCUCGGCUUAGGUUACAUGGUUUCUACUAAGUUUCGACCACGACAGAAAUUUUCUUCACUUUUAUCAUCAUCAUUUUUCUUCUUAUAACAUGCAAAAUUGAAAGUAUUACUAUUCCAUUUCUGCAUACAUCCAGUUUGUAUCAAGUUGUCACUAAACCCAAAUUCAGUUCUGCGAGUUAUAUAGGCUUAUUUAGCACAGCUA
Molecule: messenger RNA, 593 nt
Organism: Vicia villosa (hairy vetch)
Lineage: Eukaryota; Viridiplantae; Streptophyta; Magnoliopsida; Fabales; Fabaceae
Exons: 1
Coding region: 69-479 (136 amino acids)
Source: RefSeq, a predicted model, not a curated record